Molecule: messenger RNA, 327 nt
Organism: Parnassius mnemosyne (clouded apollo)
Lineage: Eukaryota; Metazoa; Arthropoda; Insecta; Lepidoptera; Papilionidae
Source: the annotation of a GenBank genome assembly
AUGACUCGCCCUAAACCUAAAAAACGGAACCGAAGGAAAAUAGGAGCAAGGGCCUACAAAAACUAUUCUGAAGAAAUGCUCACUCUUGCAGUUGAAAUGGUCCGUAACAAAAAUGUGUCAUCUUAUGACGCAGAAAAACAAUUUGGAAUACCACGUCGUACCAUAGAAAAAAGGGCAAAAAACUUACACACUAACAAACCUGGUCCACGGUACCGAUUUACAGAGGAAGAAGAGCUCCAAUUUGUAAAAGUGUUUAUUGUUGCAUCUGAAUUUGGAUGUCCAUUGACACAGUUGGAUUUCCGUAUUUCCGAUUCCGAUUGUAUUUGA